This is a messenger RNA of Amoebophrya sp. A120, 1731 nucleotides long. NCBI's taxonomy places the organism in Eukaryota, Dinophyceae, Syndiniales, Amoebophryaceae. The record is from the annotation of a GenBank genome assembly.
AACAUCUAGAAGAAGAUGAAGAUUUGUUGUGGAAACUGAGUUCUUGCCGCAUCAAGGAGCCCAAAGUCAUUGGUCCAAAGCGAAGGCUUGGAACAAAAAGUUUCGCAUGCAAAUUCCUACAAACGACUGGAAAUGCCGCAUCACAAACGUUCCCGCUAUGGUAAAUCUGCAUGACAGUUCUGGAAUGGGCACGUUUUUACACACGAUGAAGACGCCGAGGCCCUCGAAACAUCAAACCAGGAAAUUCUUGUCCCGCCGCCGAGCAGAAGAUGAUGUUGACGAUGAGCAAACGGAAGAUCUUGACGCAGCUACAACAGAGCAAGUGCGGACGUUGGCGCAAUCGGAACAAUCGGGUGACCUGCAGGCGUGGGCGCAGGGCUCCUUGUUGGAAGACGGUUCUGGUGCAGGUUAUGGAACUGUCAGGAUCGAAAUCGUCAAAGUUGAACAAAUAGUUUGCGAUGCAUAAAAUGCAACCCACAAAGUGCCUGCCUUGCAUAGUAGGCAAGUGAGGCAGAUUGUAAGCCUGUUGAGGGGUGCUCCAACGGGGUGCUCUGUGCUGCUGUGGCGGAUUUUUGGGGGAAGGCCAUAGCAUCGGCGGAAGGGUUCCCCAAAAAUCCGCCACAGCAGCACCGGACACCUCCUGAAGGUGUGCAGUUGUCUGGUGUGGCGGAUUUUUGGGGAAGCUGCUGGCCCGUAAGGCCGAAGGCGGGAAAACCGCACCUGGCAGCCUCUGGGGGCCGUCUCGUUUUUCUGUCUGACACCCUUCUAUCGCCCUAGUCGGAAGGGCUACAGGCCCCUCGCACUUCCCGCGCUUUUUGCCUGUGGUAAGUUUCUUAAGUUUGACAGGCCGCCAUUAUUUCGGCAGCGCAGCGUUGGUUGGGGAGGUCGCCUGCAGGUCCAGUCCCCCGCAAUCCUCGCUCCGGCCAGGGAACACGCAGGAGACCAAGAGUGCUCCAGCUCGAGCACCCGCAGCUGCCAGUCCAAUCGGAAAAGAAAAAAUUUGAAAUUUUGGCUGUGGUGGAUUUUUUCGUUUGGUAUGAAAGAGAAGACUUUCACGACCCAGAUGAAGCAUGGCGCUCAUCUAGAAGAAGAUUUCUUGAGUUCGGUGUAGAAGUGUCAAUAGCACCUGCAGUAGUUGGUCGCUCCUCUUGAGCGGGCGGGUAGUUCAUCUCAACUGGCGAGCAGUGCUGCGCUCUUGUUAACCUUAACUGUUGUCCUUGUACAUACUGUAGGCAUUGCAAAAGUAUCAUACUCGUAUAAAUGUUGCCCCUUUCGCUGCCGGGGCAGCCGGCUCGCCGAGGUCCCCCUCCGCGUUGCCACGUCGGAUCUCCGCACCCGGCGAGCGGCGGACGACGACGAGGGGGGAGAUCCGACAUGGCGACGCGGGGGCGGGGACCUCUGCGAGCCGGCCGCUCCGGCAGCGAAAGGGGGGAACCUCUUGUCCACCCGGCCGGGUGGACAAGAGGUUCCCCGCGGCCCUCUUUUUUUAUUUUGUUACCCCGCUCUCACAAAUUUCCUCAGCAUGAGAAACGAAAUCUGCAAUGCGGAUUUUGCUUAGGAACUGGAUUUGUAAUGCAUGUUUGCAAUUACUACGAGUGCGAUACUUUUGCACAGGAUAUACUGCUUCAUUUCAUGUUUGUUCACGGCGCCGCAUGUUGAUCCACUUCCGGAACCACACGGCACCAGAGGCCCAGGCGACACAAGUAGUUCUUCCAGGAUUUAUUUUCGAUU